AUUUGCACCGCGGGUUGUAUUACCUUCACACUUACAAUCAAAUCUUGUUUAUGUAUAGUCGCGGGUUUGCUGCGAAUAUAUUCUAACAAUGAAUUCAGAAAUGCACAUCAGUGAGACCAACACCGCUGCCUCUACCAUCAUCACCGCAAGACGGAGCACCAGCAUCGCUAACCGUACUGUACCAACCGCUACCACCGUACGAACGGUCCAGUGUGGGAAUAAUGGCAAGGGGGCAAAAGUGUUGCUUUUACCUAAGGCCGAAUGCGUCACUAUUAAAGCGGCAAUUCAAAAGCGAUCGGUGGCCAACGAGCAACCGGGGCCCACCAAAAAACUAAAGGUAGAAGUGGAGAGACCAGUACAACAGUCCCAGAACCGAGCAGCACACCAGUCAAACAGUUCUACCGGCUUGCCUAUUGACACUUCCUCACGCGAUUUUCUAGCCGAUUUGGAUAGCGCGUUGUACUCGCCGCUAGAAGACAUUGUCCAAAAAGUUAUGGGAGCUCGCACAGAAGACACCAACGCGGACCCCAUCACCAAUCCUUGCCCCGUCCCCGCUUCGAUUGCUUCUGACCGCUCCACCCCCGUCGAGCCAACCAGCCUCCGUCCCAUCUGGGUGCAGUCACCAUCCCCACCGCCAUCACCGCAUUUUGAAUCACUAACACAAUCGUCGAUUCAGCCGUUGGAACGACCUCUUGCUGUAGGUACCGUCGUCACUGCCAUCCCUACUGCCGAUCUGAUUCUUCCUGCCCCCGUUCCUACCACCGACCCGGCACGUCUCGUCACCGCAGGGGUCGUAGAUCCCAAUGUCGUUCCAGCUCCUACCGAUGUGCUGCAGCUGAUAGCCGAGCUAUCAGCCACUAUGAAUCGUCGCUUCGACGAGCUAGCCGUGCAAAUAGAGUCCCUACAUAAAGGAGUUUCCGUCGUCCGGAGGACAGCGUUGAUUACGGAGGCUGAGCUAAAUCGGGUUCAGAAAGCGGCAUGUCCUAAUUUGGACGGAAGUGUUCCUCCCAUCCCGGAGGGCUUCAUGGUGCAGCCCAUACAGUCGGAGGAGGAGCUCAACGCCAUGGAGCAGAAGUUGGACGACAAGCGGUACAUGGAAGACUGCGUGGGUUGGCUACACAACCAUCUGGUGAGUCCGUUCAUGAACAAACGGCUCAAGAAAGUAAAGGACCUGGUGUUCGAUGCGACUUUUGCUAAGAGUUGCCGGUGGUCUGCACGGAAUAAUAAAAUUGCGUUGUCCACUUUUCCUAACGUGUGUGAGCUGUUCCGGAGAGCUGCAUCCACAUCAAAAUCCUCCGUUACAGCAUCAGACGUAAGUGAUUUUUUUACACGUGUAUUGCGUUAUGUAAAGUAAUCCGGUGAGCUUUAUUUAGUUUAUUUAGUAUAGAUGUGUUAGUUAAGUAAGUUAAAAAGACUAUAGAUAGUUUGUUGCAUAUGCGACACCUUAAUUUUAUAAAUUUUCUAUUAAUUAUGCUUCUCUUUACGAGCGAUUGCUUCAACGAUCAUAAUUUCAAACUUAACGGUCAGUUACGAAUUUAUGGUAAAAACACAUUAAGAAAUAAUAAAUCAUAAAUUCGCAAAACAAACAUACCAUGGCAUGCCGUUUUUUGCUGUGCGAACAUGUGCUCCAUAAUGAAGUUCAGAUGUCUAUAAAAACUUCAGCUGAACAAACUUUGUAAUGGGAUGCUACAGAAUAACCAUAUUCAGGGAUCAGUUUUGCUAUGCUAAAUAAAGAAAAUUCUUUUAACGCAUCGGCAUACGGAGUGACCAUAACACGAUCUGCAUACGCACAACUCGGUGCAAUAAAACAACGAGCGAGGAACAAAAGCAAUCCAGGCACCCAUCCACGGCAAAUAAUAUUAAUUUGUAAUAAAAACUUGCGAUUUUAAACUCAAACUGAAUGGCCAUGUGUGUGUACUGUUAAUUUUUUCCUUCCUGGUGGUUGUCAGUGGACAAUAUUCUCCUACCGAUUUGCAACAUUUUCCUCAGUCAGCGGUCCGCAAACUUUGCGUACGAAAGAGCCAAAUUAUUUAAAAAUGUUCGUAGAGUUUCACAUGAAAAGCCAAAUUGUUAAACCCAGAGCAAAAUUGUGUGAAAGUUCUAUGAAAUAUUUGAACGGGUAAGAACCGCCAUUUUGAUAUCAAAGAGCCGCAUGCGGCUCGCAAGUCGUACUUUGCCUAUCGCUACCCUAAGUGAUUGAACUAUUUCCUUAUAUAAUUCGAAGCCCUGUAAAUUGAUGUUACACUCGAAUUUGUCUCAGCCCGUUGCCAAUAUGUAGAGAUCUUUUGAUGCUAAAAUUUUGAUGCUAUUAGAUCGAUAAUAUUGCUGAGCAUCGAUUUCGUUUUUAAAGAGAAAGUAUCAAUACUUCAUAUUUUGGCCUAAUUGUUUUAAAAUCAUAAUUUGAAGUCCAAUUAUUGAUGGUACACCUAUGAU
Messenger RNA from Anopheles merus, 2433 nucleotides. RefSeq lists its product as uncharacterized. Lineage: Eukaryota; Metazoa; Arthropoda; Insecta; Diptera; Culicidae. The record is from RefSeq and is a predicted model, not a curated record. Bases 89 to 1354 code for a protein of 421 amino acids. The transcript is spliced from 2 exons.